Molecule: messenger RNA, 614 nt
Organism: Thrips palmi
Lineage: Eukaryota; Metazoa; Arthropoda; Insecta; Thysanoptera; Thripidae
Product: allergen Tha p 1-like
Exons: 3
Coding region: 41-409 (122 amino acids)
Source: RefSeq, a predicted model, not a curated record
CCCCAGGCAGACGCUCUUCUCCUCCAAGACAGUCACCACCAUGGCUCGAGCCACCCUCCUCCUCGCCGGCCUGGCCCUGGCGGCCGCCCUGGUGCUGGCCGUGGCCAAGCCCCAGCCCGGCAAGCUGGACUCCGUGGACGUGGACACCGUGCUCAAGAACAAGCGCCUCUUCGACAACUACGUCAAGUGCAUCCUGGACAAGGCGCCCUGCUCCGUGGAGGGCACCGAGCUCAAGCAGCGCCUGCCCAAGGACCUCGCCAACAAGUGUGCCGACUGCACGCCCAACGACAAGACGCGCGCCAGGAAGGUGGUGAACCACCUCAAGAGCGAGCGCAAGGACGUGUGGGAGGCCUUCAAGACCAAGUUCGACCCCGAGAGCAAGUGGGGCGACCUGGACUGGCUCAACUAAACGAGAGUGCCCCCGCCCCGUGGACACCCCUCCCCUCCAUCUGUGAAUACGCAUCCAGUUGAAGCCAUCGUUCGAGUCAUUGCCGACGUCUUUCGGCCGUUUCGUUAAGCGACAUUGUUACACACUUCCCGUGUCAGGGAAGUGUUUAGUGCUGUGAUCCUCCUCUGUAAUUUGUACAUUAAAACUACUUUUUGAAACAGAAAAA